AAGAGAAAGAUGUUUAAAUUUUAUCAAAUGAAAUAUAUUUUUCAAAUACUGGAUAAAAUGAGAUGCUUGCGAAAACGUUCUACAGUGUCUUUCUUGGGUGUUCUUGUCGUUUGCCUUCUAUUCAUGAACUUGUACAUUGAAGACAGCUAUGUUCUGGAAGGCGACAAACAACUCAUAAGGGAAACAUCCACACAUCAACUUAAUUCUGAACGCUAUGUUCACACAUUCAAGGACUUAUCUAACUUCUCAGGAACCAUAAAUGUUACCUAUCGCUACCUAGCUGCCACUCCUUUACAGAGAAAGAGGUAUCUCACAAUUGGUCUUUCAUCAGUGAAACGGAGAAAAGGAAACUAUUUACUUGAAACAAUAAAGUCAAUUUUUGAACAGUCCAGCUAUGAAGAACUAAAGGAAAUUUCAGUAGUGGUGCAUCUAGCAGACUUUAAUUCCUCCUGGCGGGAUGCCAUGGUCCAGGACAUCAUGCAGAAAUUUGCCCAUCACAUCAUUGCAGGAAGACUGAUGGUUAUACAUGCUCCUGAAGAAUAUUAUCCAGUUCUGGAUGGUCUUAAAAGAAAUUACAAUGACCCAGAGGAUAGAGUCAGAUUUCGCUCCAAGCAGAAUGUCGACUAUGCUUUUCUUCUGAAUUUUUGUGCCAAUACUUCAGACUAUUACGUCAUGCUUGAAGAUGACGUCCGGUGUUCCAAAAAUUUCUUAACCGCCAUCAAAAAAGUCAUCGCAUCCUUAGAAGGGACAUACUGGGUAACUCUUGAGUUCUCAAAACUUGGUUACAUCGGUAAACUCUAUCAUUCUCAUGAUCUCCCACGUCUGGCCCACUUUUUAUUAAUGUUUUAUCAAGAAAUGCCUUGCGAUUGGCUAUUGACUCAUUUUCGAGGUCUCUUGGCUCAGAAAAAUGUGAUCCGAUUUAAACCUUCUCUCUUUCAGCACAUGGGCUAUUAUUCAUCCUAUAAAGGAACUGAAAAUAAACUCAAGGACGAUGACUUUGAAGAGGAGUCAUUCGACAUCCCUGAUAAUCCCCCAGCAAGUCUCUACACCAAUAUGAAUGUCUUUGAAAACUAUGAAGCAAGCAAGGCUUACAGCAGUGUUGAUGAGUACUUCUGGGGAAAGCCACCGUCCAUCGGAGAUACAUUUGUGAUUGUAUUUGAAAAUCCAAUUACGAUUAAAAAAAUUAAAGUGAAUACAGGAACAGAAGAUCGACAGAACGACAUUUUGCAUCAUGGAGCUCUAGAUGUUGGGAAAAAACUUAUAUUAAAGAAACAAAUAAGACAAUGUGACACUUACUUAAGACUGGGGGAUUUCAAACACGGAAACUUUGAAAUGUCAGAGGUGAAUCAAAAAAUUCCAUUUGACAUACAUUGCAUAAGGAUAUGCGUUACCAAAACCCAAAAAGAAUGGCUCAUAAUUCGGAGCAUCAGCAUUUGGACUUCCUAGCCAAUGAAAUCAGUCUA
Alexandromys fortis (reed vole) is the source of this 1463-nucleotide messenger RNA. It is a transcript of the gene Mgat4c, whose product is annotated as MGAT4 family member C. Gene Ontology annotation, molecular function: acetylglucosaminyltransferase activity. The coding region runs from base 10 to 1446 and encodes 478 amino acids. The transcript is spliced from 4 exons. NCBI's taxonomy places the organism in Eukaryota, Metazoa, Chordata, Mammalia, Rodentia, Cricetidae. The record is from RefSeq and is a predicted model, not a curated record. Gene Ontology annotation, biological process: protein N-linked glycosylation.